Effrenium voratum is the source of this 4881-nucleotide messenger RNA. The record is from the annotation of a GenBank genome assembly. Lineage: Eukaryota; Dinophyceae; Suessiales; Symbiodiniaceae.
AUGGCGCCUUGCGCAGGUGCGACAGCUGCGAAGGCAACGGCCAAUCCGCGAAGGGCAGGCCCUGCUAGUCCAGGCGGUGCUUCCCAGAAAAGUCCCAUAGGCAAGGUAUCUGUGCCGUCCACACCAACGACACAGGUGCGAGGCUCAAAGGAGCGCCAAGCUGUGCCCAAAGUCCAGGCUGGCUUCAGGAGCCCCACGACCGUGCGGAAGAAGGAGACACCACCUGCAUCACCAUGGGGUCAGAUAUCCGUUCCGGGUGCAACAUCGCCGUUGACGACUCCCAGUGGAAGGCGAAGAGCAGCGAAGGCCAACGAAGCCCCGCCUCCUUCCACGACAGAGGUAUCUCAAAGUGGACGCCAAUCAAAGCAAGGCCAAGGUCUCCAAAGCAGACGUGUCUCUUCCAGCAAAGGCAUUGAAGCUCAAAGCAAGGGUUCAUUGAUAUCUUCAGCAAAACCAGCUUCAGAAGUCUCGGAAUGUUACACGGGGACGACUUCCUUCGCCAACUUCGAGACCGAAAGGCAGCCUGAGAGGGGUUCCGUCUCCGGCUCCGCCCUGCGCUCGAGUUCGGAGCCAAGGCUCCCAAAGAGCUUGGAGUAUUUGGGGAUCCCCCGUCGCGGCUGUUCCCGCGGUCCCACGCCCAAGACGCCUGGCACGCCAGGCACGCCAGGCGCAGCGUGUACGGCGCGCCAGAGGAGCUGUGGACCUUCCAGCCCCAUGGUGGCCGACUGGGCGCAUGCGCAGGGCCAGCGUGCAGCCCUUUACACACGCGAGGCCGAUGCCGCAAGAUGCCAUCAGGACAGCUCCCUGGUGAACGAGGUGGUGUUUGGCACACGCAGGACGCGGCCUGGCUCAGUGGAUCCGGGCCUGGACCGAGUUCGUCCGGGAUCCCCAUGCCCAGCGCUGGCCGCUGGCUUGCCAAGCUUCCGCACCCCGAGGGAGGGCCGGAAAUGUGAAAGACGCCGCAGCUUCGAGACCCAGUCAGAGUCUGAGCUGGACGUCAGCAUUGCUCGGCCUCCCCGAAAGCUUGUGCCUGGUUUCUCUUGCGAUGAUCGGUCUUCCGUGGGAGAUGUUGUUUUUGGCGGGGUGUCAUCUGGAUCCAGAUUUGUUCCCAUGGAUGACGAACAGGCCAUGCAGAGAGUGUGGGGUGGCUGCGCCGGAAGACCCAGCAUUUCUGAAGAUGGUCGCAGGAUGCGCUACUCCAGACACAGGGACAGUGGAGGAUAUGCUGGCUUGAGCAGUCAAGGUAGUACUCCCUCUUCAAGCGAGCCUGGAAGUCCUUCGUCCCAAGCGUCAUCUUUCUUCAACUUGGAGCAAUCCUCCAGACAGCGUUCAGCGAUCCGCGUGCUUCAUGGUACUCCUGAUGAUCACUAUCGCAUCCAGGAGGCAUCGCCACAUUGGCGUCGGAACUGCUCAAGUGAUGCAGAAGAUGAUCGGAGGAAGGACUAUCGUGUGCUAUAUGAGGGCGCUGCUGGCAGGUCUUCCUGGCAGGGGUCCCAGGGGUCCAGAGCUGGCUCACGAGGCGACAUGUCGGAGCGCGGGAAGGACUCGCAACGAUCCGCGAGCGUCGACUCCGCUGGCCUGAAUACUUCCCGCGACGAUAGCGGGCGCAGGCGGACAAUGCGGAAACAGUUCGCCGCGAAGCCAACGACACAGGCAAGCUCUGAUGGCUUUGCUCAUGGGACGGCACCAGAGCUGGUACGAGCUUUUCGACCGCUCUGCUGGCAGCCGCAGCUGCCGCGAGGCAAGGCCGCGGAGCUCGGUGAAAAGCAGCAGCGCACAGGACAUCCUUGCGCCCACGCCAGAGCCGCAGCCAUCUCCCAGGCGACGGUUGAAGCUGGAAGAGGGAGGAGGAGCACCGUGGGACAGGAUGGUCUCCACGAUGCCGUGGAUGGGCGCAAGCCAAUAUCGACGUGCCAAGGAGAAUCAGGAGACUUCAGAUUUCCGAGCCGCAGGCGUGCAGAGCGGGCCGAGGCAAAGGAAAGAAGGUGCUCUGAAUCCGAGAGCACUGCCUCAGCUGCAGUCAGAAACCUAAAGUGCUUUCUCAAGCCCAUCCCGAACGCGGACUUGGUGCCAGAAAGUGCUCGACUACGCAAAAAGAAGCGAAGCCGUGAGCUAGAUGAGGCAACAAAAGCCCUGGUUUCCGAAAGCAUCAAGAACAGUCGGUUCUGUCGGCACCUCGAAGAGGAUGUCUUGAAGGCACUGUGCUCCCGGCUUGAGUACUUUUCCUUCGACCCUGGAGAUAUCAUUGUGCGGCAGGGCGAGGAGGGUGACAAUCUGUUCAUCACAGAGGCUGGUUGCCUGGAGGUCACAGUGAAUGGCCGGGUGGCCAACACCAUGCGCAGAGGUUGCGCCUUCGGCUGCAUAGCGCUGCUGUACAACGUCCCUCGCACCGCCACGGUGAGAGCUAAAGAGGCCGCUGGUGUCUGGGCCCUGGGUGGGAGCUUCUUCCGGCAUCUCGUGCGGGAGCACGCGGAGAGGCACCAGGCCAAGAACCUGCGGCUCUUGGAGCGAGUGCAUAUCUUGGCCGGGCUAUCCAACAAGCAGAAGCUGAAGGUUGGCGCAGCUGCAUUGUUGAAUGAGACCUUCACUGCUGGCUCAGUUGUGGCGGAAGCGGGUGAGGAGUGUAAGCGCCUGUACCUUGUGAAGUCCGGAAGUCUCAAUCUCGUCCAAGGCGGAGAGCGAGUGUCUGGAAAGCUGGAGGGCGGCGACAUCAUCAAGCAGGUUGAGCAAGGAGGAUGCGUUGGCGAGGAGUACCUCAGGAUGGGUGCAACUCCUAUUCUCCAGGCCAACUUGGUGGCUGCCACCGACUGCACGGUGGUGUGUGUGCUCAUUGAGAAGCUGGCCAGUCUCCUGGGUAGCAACGUCGCACUGCAGUUGGAGAGGGCCUUUGUGAGCCUUUCGCUGCAAAAGGCGCCCUGGUUCGAAAGCCUGCCGAGACUACUGCAGCUCUCCAUGCUCCAUAACCAGGUGAAGACAGAGAGUUGCCAAGCCGGAUAUGCAGUGAAAGGCUUGGAAAGGGUUGGCUCAAUGCCCUACUUGGCAUUGGUCCUGGAUGGCAGCUUUGAUGCUGGUCCGGAGAAGCUGACAAGGGGGAGCUGGUGCCAAUCUGCAAGCUUCGACCAUCUGCAGACCUUCACGGGCGUGGCCCGGGAAGAGGACUUGCCACCGGCCUCCGUGCGCCCUGACGAGCUGGUGGCAGGUCCUUCAGGGGGCAGGCUGGCGCUCGUGUCCAUGGUUGACUUAGCCUGCUGCCUCUCUGGGGAUGCAGAAUUACCGCAGCGGCCAGAGCAAGUGACUGAACUGGUGUGCAAAAUUGUAAUGAUGAUGCGGGUGCCUUUGCUGAAGCGGCUGGCAGAUUUCCAGCUUGCCGCAGUGGCCAACAUGUUGGAGUCCUUCUCCGGCAAAGCCGGGGAGGUGGUCUUCGAGCAAGGAGAAGAUGCCGACAAAUUCUACAUCAUCGUGCAGGGCGGAGUUCGCGUGGAUGUGGACGGCGCGUUGCUGCGAGAGCUGGGCCGGGGAGCAUGUUUCGGAGAGCGAGCGCUGCUCUUCCACGAGCCGCGCUCUGCCAAGGUGACGAUCACGGAGCCCAACACGAAGUUGUGGGUCGCUGGCCGCGAUGUCUUUGAGAAAUUUGUGACGAAGAACAUGCUUGAUGACUUGCGUGACCGAGCUAAGCUGCAAGACUGGACUUUGUCAUUGAAAAAUCUUAGGCACCUCCGCAUGAUUGGCGUGGGAUCCUUUGGUUCCGUUCGCAUGGUGGAGCAUGUGAAGACUGGUGCCAGAUAUGCGCUGAAACGCAUCAAGUUGGAGAAUGGAGAGGUCCCGGAAGCGGUGCAGGAGGAAUGCAACAUACUGGCAGCAGUCAGUCACCCCUUCGUGCUGCAGCUCGUGAAGUCGUUUCAGAGACAAAAAGGGACUUACAUCCUCACCGAGCUCAUCACUGGCGGUCAGCUCUAUGAACAGAUGAGGGACAAAAUGGGUGCUUGCAGCCGGCGUCAUGCCCAGUUCUACAUUGGCUCCCUGGUCCUAGCUUUGGAGGCCUUGCAUAUGGCCGGCGUGGCCUACAGAGACCUGAAACCCGAGAACGUGAUGUUGGAUUUCCACGGGUAUCUGAAGCUCGUGGACUUUGGCCUCUCCAAGUGUUUGGAAGACGGCAGCAGGACCUUCACCAUCGUCGGCACCGUGUACUACAUGGCUCCAGAGAUCUUCGAGGGGAAAGGUUACAGCUUGGAGGCAGACUACUGGUCCCUGGGUGUGCUGCUGUACGAGAUGGUGGUGGGGAAGUUGCCCUUCGGGCACGAGUGCUCGGAGGAGGAUGACAUCAUAACUGCCCUGAUGGAGGAGGAGCUGAACUUUGGGCCUAAGUACAACGACAAUGCUGGCAAGAAUCUGAUCGAGCGCUUUCUUUGCAGAGAUCCAGCGGAGCGCAUUGGAUCUAACGAUGGCUGGGCUGAAGUGAAGGAACACAAGUUUUUCAAAGUGAUGGGAAGCAAAGGGGAUCUCUUCAGCCAGAUCCUGGGGAGGGAGCUGAACCCCCCUCUGCUGCCUGAGGGUGAGGAAUACUCCAAAGAGGAGUACUUGAGCGAGAAAGUGACUCUGAGCGAUGCAGAGGAGUUGGCAGAUGAGAAACUGCUUGAGAUUCAGGAUCAGGCCAAGGCAGCCUGGCAGAAGCUGGAUCCUGAGGGCAAAGGAGUGAUUCCCAGCGAAGAGCUCGCCGUGGUUCUCGCCACUGCCACCAUCGACCUCAGCAAGAGGCAGAUCGAUGCACUGGUGGAAGCUGUCGACAUUAAGGCCGACGGCGUCACCUUUGCGAGUUUCUGUUCAUUUUUAGAACACAGCGAGCUGGAUGUGAAAGCUGUGCUGCAUGCACUGGAAGCCUGA